Messenger RNA from Chlorocebus sabaeus (green monkey), 3763 nucleotides. RefSeq names its product N-terminal EF-hand calcium binding protein 1 (gene NECAB1). Lineage: Eukaryota; Metazoa; Chordata; Mammalia; Primates; Cercopithecidae. Gene Ontology annotation, biological process: regulation of amyloid precursor protein biosynthetic process. Gene Ontology annotation, molecular function: calcium ion binding. The record is from RefSeq and is a predicted model, not a curated record. Gene Ontology annotation, cellular component: cytoplasm.
AUCUCCAGCCGUGGUCGAUGGCCCUGCCGGGGGCAGAGCCCGCUCCCCUCCGCGCGUUGCUAAGUGCGAGGAUGACACCCAUCCAGACGCCGUCAGCCGCGGGAAGGGGGAGGCGAGAGUUGGAGCGCGUGGGAGCGGAGGCCGGAGGAGGGAGGGGGGACACCGAGCACAGGGAGCGCGGAGGGAGGCGCGCGCGGGAGCGAACAUCCACCAGGAUCCCGAGCCGGGCGGCGGCGAAGCAGCAGCUACGGCCGCGCCCUUGCCAGAGUCGGUGCGUCCGCCUAGCCCCGCUCCGCCCGCGGCGAUCAGGGCUCCCGAGGAUGGAGGAUUCCCAGGAGACAUCGCCGUCCUCCAACAACUCCUCGGAGGAGCUCAGCUCUGCUCUGCACCUCUCCAAGGGCAUGUCGAUCUUCCUCGACAUACUGAGGAGAGCAGACAAAAAUGAUGAUGGAAAAUUAUCCUUUGAAGAAUUCAAAGCAUAUUUCGCAGAUGGUGUUCUCAGUGGAGAAGAAUUACACGAGCUCUUCCAUACCAUUGAUACACAUAAUACUAACAAUCUUGACACAGAAGAACUAUGUGAAUAUUUUUCUCAGCACUUGGGCGAGUAUGAGAAUGUACUAGCAGCACUUGAAGACCUGAAUCUUUCCAUCCUGAAGGCAAUGGGCAAAACCAAGAAAGACUACCAAGAAGCCUCCAAUUUGGAACAAUUCGUAACUCGGUUUUUAUUGAAGGAAACCCUGAAUCAGCUGCAGUCUCUCCAGAAUUCCCUGGAAUGUGCCAUGGAAACUACUGAGGAGCAAACCCGUCAAGAAAGGCAAGGGCCAGCCAAGCCAGAAGUCCUGUCAAUUCAAUGGCCUGGAAAACGAUCAAGCCGCCGAAUCCAGAGACACAACAGCUUCUCCCCAAACAGCCCUCAGUUUAAUGUCAGCGGUCCAGGCUUAUUAGAAGAAGACAAUCAGUGGAUGAUCCAGAUAAAUAGACUCCAGAAAUUAAUUGAUAGACUGGAAAAGAAGGAUCUCAAACUUGAACCACUGGAAGAAGAAAUUAUUGAAGGGAAUACUAAAUCUCACAUCAUGCUUGUGCAGCGGCAGAUGUCUGUGAUAGAAGAGGACCUGGAAGAAUUCCAACUUGCUCUGAAACACUACGUGGAGAGUGCUUCCUCCCAAAGUGGAUGCUUGCGUAUUUCUAUACAGAAGCUUUCAAAUGAAUCUCGCUACAUAAUCUAUGAGUUCUGGGAAAAUAGUAGUGUAUGGAAUAGCCACCUUCAGACAAAUUAUAGCAAGACAUUCCAAAGAAGUAAUGUGGAUUUCUUGGAAACUCCAGAACUCACAUCUACAAUGCUAGUUCCUGCUUCAUGGUGGAUCCUGAACAACAACUAGAUGUUCCUAGACAUUUUCCUUAUGGUUCCAAGUGCAAAACAGGUGUUCUUAUCUAAAAUGUCAAUUAGAAAAUUAUCUGUGGUUGUUAAUCUACUGUAUAUUUUUGUUUGGUAUAUUUACUAAGUGCACUCUUUUAAAACUUAUUCUAUAAUUUUAUGAUUCAUGUGAAUUUUAGCUCAAUUUUCACAGUUCACUAAUAUUCUCAAUAUUUAAUGCUAAAUGCUUUGCUACACUGUAACUAACCUAAAACCUUUUAGUGACAAAAUCCUAAUAUGUGGAAAAAAGCAUACACAUAAAGGAAUAAUAUUGUGAAAAUGAAUUUGUUAUGAUAAAGAAAAAAUAAAGUGGAAACUUUUAGAGUAUUACUUCAUAGGGCAGAUUUUGUAAACUGUCGUAUACUGUAAAGGGUUAAAUCAGCGUUUUGUGAUUUUUAACAGAUUUUCUGUGAGUGAAGUUUAUUCUUCCAACAAUGUCUACUCCAUACCCAACCCAACUCACAGCCCUAUGACUAUUAUCUUUGCAUUAGUUAAAAAGUUAGUAUAUAGGCAUCAAACAACCUUGGCUGUAACCUAUAGACUCUCUAUCUAUGUAUCAGGUUAUAGACUGGUUUUUCAAAAGUGAACAAUUCUGUGAUAAGUUAGAGUACCAUUUAGUAAUACAGCAACAUUGUGUCAUUUAUUAGCAUCAUAAUUCCUUGUUAUGUAAGUUAAAUAUAUCAAGAAAGAAGAGACUAUUGCUUUGGGAAAAUGUGGUUCAAGUUUUAUGGCAUAUAGUUUUGCUAUGUGACAGACAGCUAACUUUUCUUAUGAAAAAUACAUAUUUGCAUGUAAACAAUGAUUUCAAAAUACUUGAAAAAUAAACUUUUAACCCAAAUGAAUAAAUAAGAAAUAUAAAACAAGCACAAAACCUUACGGAAGUCAUAAAAUAGUAGGGAAGGUACUAGACAGAAGACAUCUGUUUUCCAAUUUCAACACUAGAAUGACUAAAACUAUCUACCUAUAGAACUAUCUAUAGAUAGUAUACUACCUAUACUCUGCUCAACAAGCUCAGAAAUUUUUUUAAUAAUAAAAAUGUGUCCUGGUUAUAAACCCUGCUGAUGAAAAUACAAUACAUAUAAAAAUGUAUAGCCAUGUUUUUUUCUAGUAUAAAUUCCUUUGAAACUAUAAGUCUUUGGGGAAAAAUAUAAGGUAAAAUUUUCCAGUUUUUCCCCCUUUGAAAAACUCAGGAAAAAAGGAAGAUUGAACUAAUAAAAUUUUAUUUCUUAAAUAUAAAUUUGACCUAAAAUAUUUUCUCAAACUAAUUCAUGAAACAGCAACUUUUACCAAUACCUUUGUAUACUCUCAGUUCUCAUCCAAUAUAAAUAAAAUUUUAAAAUCUUUUCAUAGUUCUAUUAGAAAUAAGUAGUAAAUUUUGAUAUAUUACACAUAUACACGUGUGUGUGUGUGUGUUUGUGUGUGUUUGUGUGCCUCUGGUCAACUCUAAGGAUGACAGACACUGUGUAACAACACCUGGGUCAACUCUUUUAAUUUAUAUACAAAGCAAAGAACAACAUUAAUGGAGAUAUACAAUGAUUAUUCAAACAAGCUAUACAUAUGUACAAAGGCAAAUAGACACAUAACAAAACAGUCUCUGCAGACUGAUUGUAUAUAGUAAGAAAAGAUCAAAAGACUUUAAAACCUAAAGGACUUUUGACAUACAAACUCUUCUUGAGAAUGUUUGUUGUAAGUGGUUUCAAAAAUACAAAUUAUAGCCAAUCAAAACAUUGCUUUGGUUGGUCCAUUUAAGUAUCCAAUUCAAAAAGCAUAUCAAAUCUUUUGGGUACUAGGCAGUUUCCAAAGUAGCAUGGUAGUGUUACUUGUUAAAAGGGUUCUGUUUUCAGUAACAGUACUGAAUGGAAAGGGUCUGCAGAUUCCAAACUGGAAUAAGCUCUAUCAUAUUCUGAAACAAGAAUUAAAAUGACUUGAGAAUGGGCAAAUAAUAAAGCAAACCAAUUAAUUAUAUGGUCAUUCUGACCCCAGCUCUUAUACAAAUUAUACAUAUAUUUUGUGUAUGUUUGUGAGAGUUGUAUGUAUGUGAACUGUGUGCGUGUAUAUUCACAUACAAGUAUAUACUGAAACCUAUAGUGGAAAAGGAAAGUAGGGCCAAAAAAAAAAAAAGAAAAAGAAUAAAGAAAAAACUGAGACCUAAGUAUAAAUAUCUCAUUUUAAAGUAAACAAUAAGUUUAUAGUUAACAAAGAUUUUUUUUUUCUAUUUGAAAACCCAUUUUCCUAAAGAACAAAGUAGUAAAAACAAAAACAAAAACAAAAAAAAAGAAGUCACCAAAAGACCAAGAUAGGAAAUGUAACAUGGAAUACUAGCUUGAAUCUGGAAAACAAGCUCAAAAA